Messenger RNA from Macadamia integrifolia, 3621 nucleotides. RefSeq lists its product as uncharacterized. The coding region runs from base 406 to 3171 and encodes 921 amino acids. The record is from RefSeq and is a predicted model, not a curated record. The transcript is spliced from 9 exons. NCBI's taxonomy places the organism in Eukaryota, Viridiplantae, Streptophyta, Magnoliopsida, Proteales, Proteaceae.
AGAGCGCUACGUGUUGUUCUGUGUAGAGCGUUUCGAAAACAGCAUAAGACAGCACCUUGGAUCGCCCCAAUUCCAAACCCCAAUUUCCCCAAUUCCAAACCCCAAUUUCGACAACUCAAAAUCAUUUUUGUCGUUUCGUAUCUGCAAUCUCUAUCCAUUUAAUUCCUUAUCCGCCAAAGAUCAAAAUUUUCCUAAAACACCACUCGUUAUCAAUCGUUUUCUGGCAUUGUCGUCAUGUUUCUGUUCGAUUCUGAUGGCCGUUUCGACUAAUCUUGUCAUCUUUUGACAUCCCGAAUGUUUCUGAUUCGAUUUUCUUCGCUGGCGAUGACGAAUACCGUCGGAAUUGGGUAUGAGAAAAUUUCUCGGUUUUUCGCUGGGUGGUGGUGAUUUUCCACUUCCGAUUGCAUGGGAGAUCUUCAAGUUUGUUCUCCACAGCCAGACGGCGGCGUCUUAAACGAAGAGGGUCCGUACCUCUCCUCCUCCUCCUCCUCGUCGUUGUCGUCAUCGUCGUCUUCGUCCUCCUCCUCCUCAUGCAAUCCAGACCCAUUGUCAAUUAGUGAAGAAAGCUGGAUAAAAGCCGAGCAGAAGACCCAUGAGAUUCUUUGCCGGAUUCAGCCCACUGUGGUCUCUGAGCAGAGGAGGAAGGAAGUAAUCGAUUAUGUACAGAGACUGAUUAGAAAUUACCUUGGAAGCGAGGUCUUCCCAUUUGGUUCUGUGCCAUUGAAGACCUAUCUUCCUGAUGGAGAUAUUGAUUUGACUGCCUUUACCAUUCAAAAUGCUGAAGGUGCUUUGGCAAAUGAUGUUCGUGGUGUUCUUGAAGGAGAAGAGCAGAAUGAGGCUGCUGAGUUUGAAGUAAAGGAUGUUCAAUACAUUCACGCAGAGGUUAAACUUGUCAAAUGCAUGGUACAGAAUAUUGUAGUAGACAUCUCUUUCAAUCAAGUAGGAGGACUCUGUACUUUAUGCUUUCUUGAGCAGAUUGAUCAUCUCAUUGGCAAUGACCAUCUCUUCAAACGCAGUAUUAUACUGAUUAAAGCUUGGUGCUAUUAUGAGAGCCGCAUUCUUGGUGCUCAUCAUGGUCUAAUUUCUACAUAUGCUCUUGAAACAUUGGUCUUGUAUAUCUUCCAUUUAUUUCAUUCGUCCUUAAAUGGGCCCCUAGCGGUUCUUUACAGAUUUUUGGACUACUUCAGCAAGUUUGAUUGGGAUAACUACUGUAUCAGUUUAAAUGGUCCAGUCUGCAUAUCUUCCCUGCCUGAAAUAGUGGCUGAGACACCUAAUAAUGGUGGGGCUGACUUGUUGGUUAGUAAAGAAAUUUUAAAGAGAUGUGUGGACUCGUAUUCAGUGCCACCAAGAGGGUUUGAGACCAACUCACGGACAUUUCCCCAGAAGCAUCUUAACAUCAUUGAUCCAUUGAAAGAAAAUAACAACCUUGGACGUAGUGUCAGCAAAGGCAAUUUCUAUCGUAUACGUAGUGCUUUCACAUAUGGGGCCCGAAAGCUUGGUCGGGUCCUUCUGCUACCAGGGGAAAGUAUAGAGGGUGAACUCAACAAGUUUUUCAUGAACACCUUGGAUAGGCCUGGAAGUGGACAGAGGCCAGAUGUACAGGACUCUAUUCCGACUUUUGAUGCUAAUGGGCCCGGUCCUACAUGCUCGCAGUUAUCUAAUGAGAAAGGCAGGGAAGAUAUUACAAUUCCGGAAUCACCAUCUGUUAGUUCCAAUGGGUCAGUGGGGGAAUCAAGCAUUGAAAAUCUGGGAACUGUUUGUGAGGGAAUCACUAACAUCAAGAUAUCAGAGACGGAGACAAAUCCUGGAAUGCGAAUUGCAACUGAGCCACAAAGAUACCCAAUCAAAGUGACUCCCUCUCCAGUGGCAUUGGACUCUGAUAAUUUUGCAUCUGGAAAUACUGUUUCAGGAUAUCGUCUUGCUGGAGAUGCAAAAGGUCUUGCUACCUCCAGAAUUCUAGGUCUGAGAAACACAAGUGAGACUUCUAAAUCUAUGUCUCCAAGUAGUGAGACUGGUGUUUCACCAUUUGGAAAAGGACAUCAUGCUACUCACCUCUAUUUCUCUCGCUCAUCUCCAAGAAGUGUGAAGUCUGGAAAUGGAGGUUCUGAACGAACAAAUAUCCCUGAGGUGUCUUCUUGGCUACCUUUUUUUCCUGAUGAAGAGAAUAGCUCCACUUUACUGCCAGAUUUGGAGGGGAGUGAGACAGUCACUAAUAGUUCAAGCUACUCGUUUGGUAAUCAUGAAGAUACAACUGAUGUUGGCUCGGCAAAUGAUAUUCUACUUGUGAACUCAAUUGUUUAUCCCUUGGAAGAUUUGUCACUUGGAUGCAGGGUUAUAGAUACAAAUGGCACUGCUGGAAGCCCUGAAACUAUGGUCUCUUUGGCAGAUCUUAGUGGUGACAUAGAGAGUCACCUCAGGAGUCUCCAAUAUGGUCGUUUGUGCACUAUUAUGCCAUUUCCUCCACCAUCUUCUUUCCACAAUAAGCAUGGUUGGGAACCCCUUCAUCAGUCUCUGCAGUUUAAGAGAAACAUGUUUUGUCAUCCUAAUGCCAAUGGUGCUGUCCCCGGAUCAACUUUCUAUCCUGGGAAUCCUCCCAUGGUGGCUGGUGGUGCUUUUGGUGCUGAAGUGCCUAAACCACGGGGAACUGGCACAUACUUUCCUGUCACGAAUCAUCGUUCGUACAGGGACAGAUCUUCCAUGGGGAGGGGAAAUAAUCCAACUCCAUUGUCCCUUGAUCAGUUGCAGAGACCAGCUCGUAACAAUUACUGGGCUGCAGCUCUGCGUGAGACAAACUUGGUUGAAAAAGGCACUCAAGAGCAGUUGCAAGUACAAAUCCCGGUUUCUCCUGGACAUGGGGAGCCUGGAACACUGGAAUUUAUUCAGUCAGGUCGCCCCACCAUGAAAGGGUUCUCCCAUGCCAAUGGGUUCUCAGUCCCUUUUGAGAAACUUGAAUUUGGGUCUUUUAGGAAUCUGCCAUUGGGUGCGCGCUUGCCAGAUGUGGGCAGGCAGCAGCCAGACCCUGGCUCUCCAAGCACUCAGGGCUCAGUUUCAAGCCUCCGAUCACCCACAGUACAGAGACUGAGACCGUCAUUGAGUAUGAAUCAGGAAAGGGUUGCAGUACAGUCGUACCAUCUGAAAGAUGAUGAUGAUUUCCCCCCUUUGUCCAUUUGAGAGCAGUGGGAAGGAAAUAGUUUUGUGUAGAUAGAAAGGAGGAAAUGACAGAGCAACAGUAAAUGCUAGCUAACAGUGACAAAGCUUGAACUUCUGGGUGGUUGGGUAAAACCUAGCUGAUUCAAACUUCACAAAAGGAGUCUUCCUUUUUAAUUUCUUGUCAGUGGUGAAGAAGGCAUUUGUACAUUCUUCUGGCUCUUUUCUUUGAGCUUCCAUCUUUUUGCUUUCUAUUCAGGAUGUUUACAUGCAUGACUCUGAUUAUGCGCUUCACCAUGUUUUUCUUUUUCUCCUUGCACCCUUGUUGGGUGAUGAUAUACAGGAGCUUGGUUGUUGAUAUUUAGACAGAAUGAAUGUACUUUUGCUGGAAGCUUUUUAAGCUCUUUUGCAGCACCAGAAUGGUGUGUAUCCAGCAUUUCAGGCAACACAAGGUUUACAUUUUCUUUUCUUUUA